Messenger RNA from Penicillium verhagenii, 1026 nucleotides. Its product is annotated as tRNA (guanine-N(7)-)-methyltransferase non-catalytic subunit trm82. Gene Ontology annotation, biological process: RNA (guanine-N7)-methylation. The record is from RefSeq and is a predicted model, not a curated record. The coding region runs from base 1 to 1026 and encodes 341 amino acids. NCBI's taxonomy places the organism in Eukaryota, Fungi, Ascomycota, Eurotiomycetes, Eurotiales, Aspergillaceae. Gene Ontology annotation, molecular function: tRNA (guanine(46)-N7)-methyltransferase activity; protein binding. The transcript is spliced from 2 exons. Gene Ontology annotation, cellular component: nucleus; tRNA methyltransferase complex; cytosol.
AUGCCCAAGCGGCCAAGUGCUCUUGCUUUGACUUCUGAUGGUCAGACUAUUCUUUGUGGUGACAAGUUUGGUGAUGUCUACUCAUUGCCAUUGAUUCCUGGCGAGUAUGUGAGAAAAAUCGUGGAGACACCUGUUCACCCUGCUGCCACGCCUCUUACUGUACACACCAAGGGCAACUUGCGAACUCUGGAGAUGCAGAAACUUUCUGCCGAGAAGCGAGCUCAGGAUACAAAGCAAGAACAAACCGCACCUGUUUUUGAGCAUCAUAACAUCAUUGGUCAUGUUUCAGUACUCACGGACCUGGUCUGCAUAACUGAGUCUGGGCGGAGCUAUAUCUUAACUGGGGAUCGCGAUGAGCACAUUCGUGUGUCUCGUGGUAUUCCGCAGGCACAUGUGAUCGAGCAACUUUGCCUGGGUCAUACAUCGCUCGUUAGCAAGCUCUGUGUCCCUUCGUGGGCGCCUCACCUCCUCGUCUCCGGUGACGCUGAUGGUAACUUGUUCGUGUGGGACUGGAAGACCGCGAAGAUCCACCAGACUAUCUCUCUAGAGGAGUCCAUGAAAUCAGAGGUUGUGGUGCGUGGAAUUUGGGAUGUUUCCCUUGAGCAACCAGGUGCUUCGGGCCGAGCAAACGUAAUUCUGGUCAGCUUGGAAGGAUCUUCGGAAAUUCUGUGCUACACGGUGGAAGACAAUACUCUUCGGGCCCAAGAUAGCAUCAAGCUUUCUGGAAACGUGCUUGGUUUGAUUGAAUCACAGGGCUCCGUUAUUGCCUCUGUGGACACAGUCCGCGAGGUUGGCUCGACUGACAUCUGGAAGUCAAGCUCUGGAGCCCUUCUAGAGUCUUUCCGGCUUAACAUUGGGCCUGACGGGCUGAAGUGCGUUCCGGCUGAAAACUCGGUGGUCGCCAGUAUCAACUCGUUCGGUACCAGUGACAUCGCUGCUGACUUGAACGAGAAAAAGCAGAAGGAGUUCAACAAUUCCUUAUACAAUCUGGUGAACAUGAAGAAGAGAUCGGGACAUGAGGAGUAA